UUCGCGUUCGAUCCAUUCAAGGACGAUAUUUUUUAGAAUUCGCGUGAAUUUUCAGAUAUUUUAACAAAAGUCUACAAAAGAUUUUGAAAUACUCUAUGGUGUCCAUGAUGGUGUCUAUAUGCCGAUGCAAAUGGCUCAGCUCGUCGUAUUAUAUCCACUAUCUUAUAGGCCUUUUUAAAUAAAAUAUCGUUUUGAAUUGAUUUUCAGUUCAAAGUUGAAGUCCACAUGACUUUUGAUACAAAAAGCUGUAUGAGCUGUAUAUCGAACGCACUACCAAGCGUCACAUCAACAUGGCAAUUCGCAAAAUAGUAAUGCAAAUGUAUUAUUAAUAUUAUUUGACUUUUAUUGGUAUAGGUAGUUGCAUCUAGAGCGAUCGCAUAGGACUUGAGCAUACAUUAGCUGUGGAAAUAGCCAAGAAAUAGCAUUGACAUGGAGAUGGAAGCAGAGCGUGUUAGUGUUGUGUUGAAGCCAAAGUUUGAACUGUUAGACCCAAAUUUUGAGGGUUACAAACUGAAUCUUGGCAAAAUACCAACUUACAGCAAGAAUAUUGAUCAGGGUGUUCUCCAGGCCCCAGAGUCAGACAACUAUUCAUAUCAGCAAGUGAGGCUAUAUGCAUUGCACAAUCACCUGCUGGAGGAUCCAUGGUGCACCGGGCUCAAUUUCUACUUUGCCGCCUCAGGAGCUGUCCAUGUUGCAGCACUUGAUGAGUCGCCGGGUGCGCCGUCCCGUCUGCGCGACACGGCGGUGCUGCAGCUGCCGUCCGGCGGCGCCGCGGACGCUGCCGGCGCGCCCACCCACCCCUCGCUCUGCCUGGCCUCCGAGCGGCUGGCGCUGGUCGCUGACGGGCGCGGCUCGCUGUACGUGGCACAGACCGGGGACCGCCGGCAGCACCAGCCCUGGCAGGUGGCGGCCCGCCUGGAGCCACUGGCCGGCGCCGGGUUCGUGCUGGCCCACUGUGCACUGGACCCGGCCGGCCGGCUGCACGCGCUCACCGAGCACGUGGUGGAGAAGGAGACGGUGCCCGAGUGGCGGCCGGACGGCGGCGCCGAGGCCACCUUCCUCAACCUGCUCACCUGGCUGACCCUGGAGACAGACGCCGACUGUGGGUGGCGCGUGACGCGGCUGCGGCAGGCGGCCACCGCCGGCACGGUGCACUACUCGUGUCUGGAGCAGUCCGGCGGCGCGCUCUGCGUGGCUGCCGACCGGCCGGCGGCGCUGGUGCGCGACUCGCAGAGACCGGCCGCCCCUACCGCUGCCGCUGCCGACACCGGCGCGGGGUCCGGCGCCGGGAACCAGACGGAACCACAGGAGCCGCUGUACCGCUGGAGUCAGACGGCCGAUGACGUCACCGUUCAGCUGACGUCACCGGUGGGCUGCGCCGACGGCGUGCGCGUGGUGCUGGAGCCCAGUGAGCUGAGCGUGUCGGCCGGCCAGCAGACGGUGCUGCGCGGCGCGCUACCGGCCGCCAUCCGACGGGACGAGAGCACCUGGACUGUGGACGACGGCAGGCUGGAGCUGGUGCUGGCCAAGGUGGAGCGCGGCCAGCGCUGGGCCGAGCUGCUGGUCGGCGACACGCGCGGCCAGCAGACUACCGACGCCGACACGGCCGGCGACGACGCCAUGGAUACAACGGAACGCAAGCCGGAGGCGGACCCGGACCGGCCCGGACCGGUGGUCGGCACGGAGGUGGAGGAGUGCGAUGACCUGCCCGAGCACAGUGCUGCCCUCUACCGGAUGGACGGAGAGACCGGGGCGGUGACCCACGAGGUCAGUCUGAGCGGUCACCAGUACCUGAUGACGGUCCGCCUGUCGGCCGCCGAACCACCGGCCUUCUGCAUCAGACACGAUGUCGACGGACUCGUCUGGCAGCCCAGCUGUCAGGAUAACAGGUACCAGUGUGAACACGUGGGUACGCUGCAGGCGUUCGGCUUCGUGCAGGCGUCUAAACAGCAGCGCAAGUUCAUCACCUGCGCCACAGACCUCUCGUACGCGCUGGUGUGUGAGACGUCCCGGCACGUGUACAUCUACCACCAGCCGUCGGCUGUCGACGGAGACCUGCGCAACAGAAAGUCCGGGAGGCGCGUCAGAGAGGUGUCUCGCCAGCAGGUGGUCAGUCUGGAGGACCAGGCGCCGAUUCUCGGGGUGACGGCCGCCCCCGGCGCCAUCUUUGUCCUCACCGCCGGUCAGCUGCACGCGCUGGUGCUGGGCGGCCAGGGGGGUCAGGUGGGGGAUCAGUGAGGUCAGCUGGGCGACCAGGGAGGUCAGCUGGGCGACCUGUCAGGUCAGCUGGGGGACCUGUGAGCUCAGGUCAGCUCAGCAACCAGUGAGGCUCUGCGAGACCUGCUGGCCGGAUGAAGUUCAGUCCGACGCCGGCUCAGUCAUCGGCCGGCAUAGUCCGGCCAGUCGGCUGCUCAGUCCGAUGAGCCGGCUCAGUCGGCUGCUCAGUCCGAUGAGCCGGCUCAGUCAGCGGGGGUUCAGUCCGGCGAGCCGGCUCAGCAGCGGGAGGUUCAGUCCGGCGAGCCGGCGGACGCAGACGCCCCGGGCCGUUCGUCGUGUGAUUUCUGGCAAUUCCGCUCGUCGGAGGUGCUUUGGACGUUUUGUACUGCCCAUUUCGAAUGAAUAUAUGUGAAUUUAUGUUUA
Molecule: messenger RNA, 2640 nt
Organism: Amphibalanus amphitrite
Lineage: Eukaryota; Metazoa; Arthropoda; Thecostraca; Balanomorpha; Balanidae
Product: nudC domain-containing protein 1-like
Exons: 12
Coding region: 430-2238 (602 amino acids)
Source: RefSeq, a predicted model, not a curated record